AAUCAGUUGCUACCAGACAUGUUCUCAACUGAUGAAAACACUGAAGUUGAAGAAGGCUUGGGAAGUGUGGAAAACAAAGAAGCUGUCACAAAUGUGUGGAAUGCGUGGGAAGGAAAGUGCAAACCAUGUGUUGAUGACUGUUAUUUAAAAAGCUAUCAUCAGAAUCAGUUGCUACGCAAAGAAGCGGUCACAAAUGGGUGGAAUGCGUGGGAAGGAAGGUGCAAACCAUUUUUGGGUGACUUUCAUUUAAUAAGACAGGGCGUCUAUUGUGGAGAGCUUGAUGAAUAUGCGGAUUGGGAUGAUGGUGAACUUGCCAAGGCAGUGCAAGAACAUUUGAGAAGGGUGGGAAGGUAUCUGGAUAAACAAGCCACUGAGGCAGUGGAGGAAGAUAUCCAUCGUAAACUAAACUUGGGAGAAGGUACGAUGAUGAAGUGAAAGGCACACGGAAGAGGAAAACGUCCUGCGCCUCCAGCUGAUCAGGAUUUGAGAAUUGCAUAUCUAUAUCUAUCUAUAUAAUAAUAUUAUAAAGCAAACGCCUAAAAAAUCCUUUAGAGGAAUUGUUGGCAUGGGAUCCGGCGUCUCUGCCUUGGUUAAGCAGCCAAGGAGGGUGCCUGGCUGUUUUCAUCCAUUAGAUCAAAAAAUGAAGGGUUGAAGAUGAAGGGCUCCAUUUUUUGCACGAAUCUCGAGACCUACUUUUCGAUCUGUGCCGUCCAUUUGAGUAAGGCACCUCUGCCUUAAGGCAGAGGAUCCCAAUCCGUUAGCAUGUAUCAACAUCCUUUGUAUGAAAAAUGACGUGUGGCAACAUAAUAAAUUAAAGAAACCACUAUUCAACUUCCAAAACUCUACUCUUAUGUACUCCAAUAUUUAACUAUUUAUAUUUAGGGGAUGAACCUAGUACUAGUACUGUGCUUAUUGUUCUAACUUUGUGCAAUGCAUCUA
Molecule: messenger RNA, 939 nt
Organism: Cuscuta epithymum
Lineage: Eukaryota; Viridiplantae; Streptophyta; Magnoliopsida; Solanales; Convolvulaceae
Source: the annotation of a GenBank genome assembly